Eruca vesicaria subsp. sativa (arugula) is the source of this 1414-nucleotide messenger RNA. NCBI's taxonomy places the organism in Eukaryota, Viridiplantae, Streptophyta, Magnoliopsida, Brassicales, Brassicaceae. The record is from the annotation of a GenBank genome assembly.
UACAAAUCAUACAUUAUAAUCCCUUUAAUAAACCAUUUUGUUUUUUGUUUUCUUAUAUAAAUAAUUACAGACACAAAAAAAAAAAACAUUUCCAUCAGCUUCUGUCUUCUCCAUUAUCUCUCUCUCCCAAAUCUGGCCAGAGAAAUAACAAAAAACCUUAUAAUAGAGAGAAGAGAAGGAUUCUGUUUCUUUUUUCUUGUUGUUGUUUUUGCUUAUGAUGGAUAAGAGCUGUAAUAACUCCUCCGCCGAUUCCACCGUCUCAGCCUCCGCUACGAGUAGCAGCACCGGUAACAAUAAAGACAAUCAUUACCUCAGACAACUCAACAAACUUUCUCACAAGAUAUCAAAACCAACCUCCUCCUCAAUCUCCGCCGCCGUGAAUCAAGAAACUGAUCAUCAACCACAAAUGAAUCAAAUGAAUCAGGGGAAUCUCCACCAGCACCAACCACCUGUCUACAACAUAAACAAAAACGACUUCAGAGACGUGGUCCAAAAACUAACAGGCUCCCCAGCUCACGAGCGGAUCUCAUCUCCACCUCAGCAACCGAUUCAUCACCCACCAAAGGCUCAACAACAGAGUUCGCGUCUACACAGGAUCCGUCCACCUCCCUUGGCGCACGUUAUCAACCGCCCUCCCACUCUGCUAAACAGCGCCGCCCCUCCGAAUAACUGGAACAACGGCAGCGGAGGAGGAGGAUUCGGAUUCGUGCCUAGACCUAACGCCCCGCUCUCUCCCCUCCCUCCGCUCCCUCCGGUCCACGCGGCGGCGGAGUCUCCGGUGUCGUCGUACAUGCGAUACCUUCAGAACUCGAUGAUGUUCGAUUCGAAUCGGAAGGAGUUCUCGCCGUUGGCUCCUCUUGUGUCGCCGCGUUGGUACCAGCAGCAGCAGGAGAACGCUCCGCCGCCGUUGAACAGUCGUCCUUCGGGGAUAGCGCCGGUGUCGGUUUCGGCGGCGACGCAGCAAUCGUUCGGGUGUUUGAGUUCGCCUAAGUCGCCGUACGGAUUGUUAUCGCCGAGUUUGCUUUUGUCGCCUACGUCGGGGCAGUUAGGGUUUCCGGUGUCGCCGACGACUGUGCCGCUUCCUAGCCCUAAAUAGAGAGGUUUGGUGAUUUAAAGAUAUGGAGAAACGGCGUCGUUUUGGUCGCGACGUGAAGAUGAUUCACUUUGUUCUUUUUUUAUUUUGUACAUCAUUAGUGGUGGAUGAAUUGUUUUCCUUUUAAAAAAAAAAAAACUUAAGUUACUUUCUUUUUUUACUUUCUUUUAUUCCCAUGUUUGUUCAUGUUAGAAACAACGAUUAGGAUAAAAAGAAAGGAAUACACUUUUGUUGAUCAUCUAUUCUCUCUAAGUAGAUCUAAUUGCAUACAACUGUUUUGUUUCUCUAUUUCAAAUUUGAUAAUGAGUGUUUUGAUUAGUU